ACCCCAAACCUCAAACCCGACACUUUCACAACACAACCUUCGUUUCAAAGCAAUCUGUAUUUCUCUCUUUCUUCAAAAGUCUCUGAAAAAUCUCUGAAAUUUGCCAUGGCGCCCAAGGCAGAGAAGAAGCCAGCUGAGAAAAAGCCAGCGGAGGAGAAGAAGGCCGAGAAGGCCCCUGCAGAGAAGAAGCCGAGAGCCGAGAAGAAGCUUCCCAAAGAAGCCUCUGGUGCCACUGACAAGAAGAAGAAGAGAUCCAAGAAGAGCGUGGAGACCUACAAGAUCUACAUCUUCAAGGUCCUGAAGCAGGUCCACCCUGACAUUGGGAUCUCAAGCAAGGCCAUGGGGAUUAUGAACAGCUUCAUCAACGAUAUCUUCGAGAAGCUCGCCCAGGAGUCUUCGAGGCUCGCUAGGUACAACAAGAAGCCGACGAUCACUUCCAGGGAGAUUCAGACUGCUGUAAGAUUGGUUUUACCUGGUGAGCUCGCUAAGCACGCUGUCUCGGAGGGGACCAAGGCGGUGACCAAGUUUACUAGCUCUUAGGGCAUUUGGGGAAAUGGGUAUUUUGUGAUCUGGAAUUUAAUUAGGGUUUUUAGUUGUAAAGUCUAAAUUUGCGGUUGGCAUCUGAGAUGCAUAGGGUGUUAGGUUGGUUUAGGGUAUUUUGUAGUUUGCUUUUUGUGAAUCAAAUUUGAACAUUUUGCUUGGUGA
Molecule: messenger RNA, 705 nt
Organism: Prunus avium (sweet cherry)
Lineage: Eukaryota; Viridiplantae; Streptophyta; Magnoliopsida; Rosales; Rosaceae
Product: histone H2B.1
Cellular component (GO): nucleosome
Molecular function (GO): structural constituent of chromatin; protein heterodimerization activity; DNA binding
Source: RefSeq, a predicted model, not a curated record